AUGAAUGGAGGGUGGAUGUUGUUGAUACUGAUAAAGGUUAUAAUAAUAAAGCUGCUUGUUGUUGCUGUUAUUGCUGCUGCUGCUGCGACUGGUGAUGAUGAUGAGAAAGAGAAGGAGGAGGAGGAGGAGGAGGAGGAGGGAGAGAGAGGAGGAGAGGGAGAAGAGGAAAAAGAAGAAGUUAGUGAUGAUAAGCCGUUUUUAAAUGGCUUUAACAACUAA
Messenger RNA from Enterobius vermicularis (human pinworm), 219 nucleotides. The record is from the annotation of a GenBank genome assembly. Lineage: Eukaryota; Metazoa; Nematoda; Chromadorea; Rhabditida; Oxyuridae.